UUCCCUGGUGCUCCGCUUCCACUUUGCCUCCCCUCUAGUGUAUGAAAAAUUGAAAUAUCAAAAUGUGCAUAAAAAUGCAGUUUCCUUCUCACAUGUCUUUGGCAUUUACAGCUGCUGAGAAUUUUCUGGCACAACCUUCCAUGGCAUCUCUUCUCAGCGGCCAAGGACAAGCUGCUUUGGUGCAGCUGGAUCAGGUUCCAGUGUCUUUUGAGGAGGUGGCUGUGCGUUUCUCGGAGGAAGAGUGGGCGUUGCUGGGUCCUGCCCAACAAGCCCUGCAUUGGGAGGUCAUGGUAGAGAAUUACGGGAAUGUGGUCUCUCUCGUAGAUGAUGAGUGGAAAAGCAGGACUCUGGAAGAUCCAUGUAGUGAGUCCUUGGAAAGAGGCAAAUUUCUGGUAGUGGGCAAACAGAGAAGAGAAACAGGGAUGAAACCGGAGAAAGGGAGUACAUCUUUCCCUUCAGAAAGGGCAGAUGGUCACAAAAUAAUCCAUGAAAAAGUAGACACCAAGACAAAUGGGAGCCAAUGUCCCAUAUGUGGAAAAAAGUUCAGUCGCAAAUCCCAUCUUAACGAACACAACAGAAUCCACACUGGGGAAAAACCAUACCAGUGCUCUAAGUGUGGAAAAAGUUUCAGACGCAGUACCGAUCUGACGUCCCAUCAUCGAACCCACGCAGAUCAGCCAUUUAAAUGCUCUGAGUGCGGGAAGAGCUUUCGAGGGAGCUCAGACCUGCGUUCGCACAAGCGAAUCCAUACUGGAGAGAAACCUUAUACGUGUUCCUUGUGUGGGAAGAGCUUCAGCCACAGCAUCAGCUUUAAUUCUCACCAGAGAAUCCACACAGGGGAGCAACCAUUUAAAUGUUCAGUGUGCGGGAAAAGCUUCACGCGGAAUACCGGCCUGACGCUGCACCAGCGAAUCCACACAGGGGAGAAACCUUACACGUGUUCCUUGUGUGGGAAGAGUUUCAGUCACAGCAAAAGUCAUGCCAUCCACUUGAAAGUGCACACAGGAGAAAAACCAUACACAUGUUUGGAGUGUGGGAAAAGCUUCAUAGGAAGUUCCUACCUUAAAUCGCAUCAAAGAAUCCACACAGGGGAGAAACCUUAUAUGUGCACUGUGUGUGGGAAAAACUUCAGAUGGAGCACAAACUUCAAUGAACAUAAAAAGAUUCACACAGGCGAGAAUGCAGUAGACCCCAGAAACUCCUGAAUUGUAGAAGGAACUUGCAGUAGGUCACAGAUCUUCCUCUCAGGAGAUUUGCUCCCAGGAGAAAGCAUAUACAGUAUGUAGAAUAAUACUUUUCAAACAAAACUGUACUAAAUAGGGAGUCCACAGAGGAGAAAGAGUGUAGAUAUGCUCAAAAUGUGGCAGAAAUCUCCAUCAACAUACAAAUUAUGUUCCAAAAGGUGCAAGAGAUUACAAAUAAGUAGGAGUGUUUUAAAAUUCUGGACACUCAGUAAUCACCAGCAUAAAAUAGAAGUUUUCCA
Molecule: messenger RNA, 1483 nt
Organism: Candoia aspera
Lineage: Eukaryota; Metazoa; Chordata; Lepidosauria; Squamata; Candoiidae
Product: zinc finger protein 239-like
Exons: 3
Coding region: 63-1205 (380 amino acids)
Biological process (GO): regulation of transcription by RNA polymerase II
Molecular function (GO): DNA-binding transcription factor activity; RNA polymerase II cis-regulatory region sequence-specific DNA binding
Source: RefSeq, a predicted model, not a curated record